This is a messenger RNA of Brassica rapa (field mustard), 2125 nucleotides long. Its product is annotated as FAM10 family protein At4g22670. Lineage: Eukaryota; Viridiplantae; Streptophyta; Magnoliopsida; Brassicales; Brassicaceae. The record is from RefSeq and is a predicted model, not a curated record. Gene Ontology annotation, molecular function: protein binding.
GACUUACUAGGGUUAUAUUCGUAAAAAUAGCUUCUGUUUUUUUAUUUGGUCACAAGGGGCUGAGCUGUAAUUUCACAAGGCUUUUAGGUUAGUUUUGCAUUUGAUUCAAGUUUGGGUAUAUGUUUAGGGUUAAAAUCAAGUUGUGGGUUAGUUUUGGCGAAUUCCCCAAUUGUCAAUGUGUACAAAUUUCUACGUCCAUAAAACCACAUGUAUAUCAGUUCUUGUGUACAUUGCACAAUUUAUAAUAACUUUUGUAAUAUUUUAUAUUUAUAUGUACAUACAUAUGUGUGUUUCUAUUUAUAAUUUAUAUGUACAUGAUCAAGUGUACACAAAAUAUUUACUAUCCACAUGUACAACGACUCACAAGUCUCACAUGUACAUCGAUUAACUUGUACACCUGAUAAAUUUGUUGAAUACAUUUUAGAUUUCAUUUAGAUAGAUUAGAGUAUCUUUUUCUCUUUUAUAAUCGUUUUUCUCAUCUUAAUUUAAUUCAAUUUUAGACAAAUCUAUUAGCUCCGUCUUAAUAUUUCAUGAUUUUAGUAGUUUUUACCAUCUUACUUUAGUGAAAAAAUCUGACUUAUUUAUAAAAUAAAACUUUGGCAUAUAUUUGUCCAUUUGCAUUUGAUAUGGUGUAGAAUGUUAUUUGCAAAAAUAAAACUUUGUCAUAUCUUAAUUUAGUGAAGAAGAAUCUAACUUAUGUACAAUGGUCCAUGUAUACAGUGUAUAUAUUUGUACAUUUGUAUUUGACAAGGUUUAGAAUGCACAACUCAAAGUUUAAAAAAAAAUCAAAAGGAUAUUUAUGCAUAAUAUAAAGUUUAUGGGCCGAAAUAAAGCCAUCUAAGAUUCUGAGGACAACUAGUAAAAUUACUGAGAGGUUUGAAAUACAGAAUCUGAAAGUUUAGGCUGAUUGGAAAAGAUGUUUCUAAAAGUGCAAAGUUUGGGGCUAAUUUGUAAACAGAUAGAAGUUAUGACGACCAAUUGUGAAAAUAAUUAAAAAUCCACCAUUGAAGGAGCUUUUGAGCUUCUAGAUCUAAAGAUGGCCGUGACGGCGAGAAGCGACUACUCCGGAGCUUCAAGACAGUCUGUCACGGCUCGAACUGAAGUCACACCGGUGAUAUUGGAGCACAGCCGCGACUUGAUUAUGAACCCCGACGAGGAAAGAUUUUCAAGGAUGAGCGCUCAUCCGAUGGUCCAAAUAAGUAUUUCGCCGGAGUGAACCUAUCAUGACUCUCGCUGGAAAAAAGGCAAAUAUUAAAUCACUGGAUCGUAUCGAGAUGACUCCCUCCACCGUGGCGAGCUUCACCUAACUCUUAUUGGAUCGACUCUCUCCAACUCGACUCGCCAAACCACCUCCAUGCUCUUUUCUCCUUAACACAUGUAUUCAAUUAAACUAAAAUUUAAUCUGGGAACCAAUCAUUUUUGAAAAGUUAAAUUCUUGAAGAAGAAGAAGAAAAGAGAGAAGAUAAUGGAUCUCAUUAGUUGGCAAAAAGCUAACUGAAUAAAAGAUAGUUUAGACCAUGAUUAUGGAUCGUUCUUAAAGAAGGUCUUAAGUGAAAUUGGUGAUUUAAUUAAAUCUAAAAAAAAAAGAAAAUUACUUUUUAACAGAAGAAACGUCGCUUAAUUAAGGGAAGGAAGAGACGUGGCUUAUGGGACACGCGUCAAAGUCUCAUCCUCUCUCUCUCAUCUCUCCUCUCUUUCUUUGCAUCCAUGGAGGGGAAGAAAACAAGAAUUGCGUUUGCUAAUUUCAGCAGGCUGAUGCAGAAGAGAUCAUUGAGAUGGCUGGUAAAGCCACUUUAUCUGAGCAACAGAAGCAAGUACAAGCUUUUCUUUGGGAGCAUCAUUCAGGGGAAGUUACUGAUGAGAACCGUGAAGCUGCUCAAGAAGCUAAAGGCAAAGCCAUGGAGGCUCUCUCUGAAGGAAACUUCGAUGAAGCAAUUGAGCAUCCGACAUCAGCUAUCUUGUACGGGAACAGCGGUGAGUACUAGUUGAGUUUUGUUCUUCCAGUUGAGUCUUUGGUUGAUUCUCAUGAAGACUUGUAAUUUAUUUUCUAGCUAUAUUCAGAAUGAUGAUGAUUCUCAUGAUUUGGUCUUGUAUUUUUUAGUAACAAAAAACAACAUUUUUUUAA